AUGGUGGGAGGCUUGCUGCUGGCUCUGCUCUGUGCCACAGUCUGGGCUGAGUUUGACAUCAGUCUGGACAUACACUGGGACCGCUGGAAGAAGAUUCACCAAAAGAAAUACCAAAAUGAGGUGGAGGAGAUGGGUCGCAGAGCAUUGUGGGAAAACAACCUGAAGCAGAUCAACAUUCACAACCUGGAGGCGUCUAUGGGCCUUCACACCUACACUAUGGGCAUCAACCACCUGUCUGACCUGACUAAGGAAGAAAGGCUGAAAAUAUGUACCCCUCUGAAGCUUCCCAAAGACUUCAAAAUGACACCAACCCCUCUCCAAGAACCAAGCGAGGAUAUACCAGACAGUGUGGACUGGAGAAAAGCUGGCUUAGUGACUAGUGUCAAAAAUCAGGGUGAGUGUGGGUCGUGCUGGGCCUUCAGUUCUGCUGGGGCUUUAGAGGGUUUGUUAGCUAAGACCACAGGGAAGCUGAUGAACCUCAGCCCUCAGAACCUGGUGGACUGCUCAUCAGAAUAUGGAAAUGAUGGCUGUAAUGGUGGACUGCCUCAUCAAGCCCUCCAGUACGUCAUUGACAACCCAGGCAUUGACUCACUAGCUUCCUACCCUUAUGAAGGAAUGGAUGAAACUUGUCAUUACAACGCGACAUACCAAGCUGCUACCUGCUCGUCCUACAGCUUUGUGAACAAGGAUGAACAGAGUCUCAAACUGGCUUCUGCUAUUAUCGGGCCAAUCUCCAUCGCCAUCGACGCCAGUGAUAUUAGUCAGUACACCUCUGGUGUUUAUUAUAAUCCAUACUGUGGACAGGACUUGAACCACGCAGUGCUGGUCGUAGGCUAUGGCACCGAUGACAUCACCGGGCUGGACUACUGGCUGGUGAAAAACAGUUGGGGCGCAAACUGGGGAGAAAACGGCUACAUCCGGAUGGCUCGCAACAAGAAUCAAAUGUGUGGCAUCUCUUUGUACUCAGUGUUUCCUCAGUAA
Molecule: messenger RNA, 981 nt
Organism: Boleophthalmus pectinirostris (great blue-spotted mudskipper)
Lineage: Eukaryota; Metazoa; Chordata; Actinopteri; Gobiiformes; Gobiidae
Product: cathepsin S-like
Exons: 7
Coding region: 1-981 (326 amino acids)
Biological process (GO): immune response
Cellular component (GO): lysosome
Molecular function (GO): cysteine-type endopeptidase activity
Source: RefSeq, a predicted model, not a curated record